Salvelinus namaycush (lake trout) is the source of this 4349-nucleotide messenger RNA. RefSeq names its product insulin receptor substrate 2-like. Bases 236 to 3568 code for a protein of 1110 amino acids. The transcript has 2 exons. The record is from RefSeq and is a predicted model, not a curated record. NCBI's taxonomy places the organism in Eukaryota, Metazoa, Chordata, Actinopteri, Salmoniformes, Salmonidae. Gene Ontology annotation, cellular component: cytosol; plasma membrane. Gene Ontology annotation, biological process: insulin receptor signaling pathway. Gene Ontology annotation, molecular function: phosphatidylinositol 3-kinase binding; insulin receptor binding.
GAUGUGUAGAACGUCACACGUUGUUUCUCUCUUCACUUCGGUAACUUAGCGAUAUGGGUUAUUUACUGUUAAACUGUUACAUACGCCGGACGCACAACCGGCGCCUGGAGUGAAACAGAGCCUUCGAGAGAUACGGACUAUAAGCUACAGAGUUGAUCUCUCCAGCCUUCGAUAAGUGAGGAUAUAACAACAGGUUAAGGAAAGUGAGUUGUUUAAAAACAAAAAAAACAAUAGAAUGGCAAAUCCCCCAAAUACUGGACGACACUUGUUAUCCAACGCGAAUAUUAACAACAACAAAAUUAAGAAAUGUGGAUACCUCAAGAAGCAGAAGCACGGACACAAGCGAUUUUUCGUUCUGAAGGAGCCGAGCGAGGGCUUCCCUGCCCGGCUGGAGUACUACGAGAGCGAGAAGAAAUGGAAAAACAAGUCGGCGGCAAAGAGAGUUAUUCCGCUGGACUGCUGCCUCAAUAUCAACAAGAGAGCGGACUCCAAACACAAACACCUUAUCGCCCUCUAUACCAAGGACGAAUAUUUUGCUGUGUCAGCAGAGAAUGAACAGGAGCAGGAGAAUUGGUACAGAGUCUUAACUGAUUUAAUGAGCGAGGGGAAAGUGUACUCAGACGGCUCCGCAUCCAAUUCCGCGUCCUCGCUGGUGGGGUUUGAUGAGGGGAACUACGGGAUGAUUACGCCGGUAACGGCUGUGUAUAAGGAGGUAUGGCAAGUUAACCUAAAAUCCAAAGGGCUGGGACAGAGCCGGAAUCUUACCGGGGUGUACAGGCUGUGCUUAUCCAGCCGGACUAUCAGCUUUGUAAAGCUCAACUCGGAUGUUGCGUCCGUCAGUUUACAGCUGAUGAACAUUAGGAGAUGCGGGCACUCUGAGAGCUUUUUCUUCAUCGAAGUCGGCCGGUCAGCAGCCACGGGACCAGGCGAGCUGUGGAUGCAGGCUGACGACUCAGUGGUGGCGCAAAACAUCCACGAGACUAUUCUGGAGGCGAUGAAAGCCAUGAAGGAGCUGUCAGAGUUCCGGCCGCGCAGCAAGAGCCAGUCAUCGGGCACUAACCCCAUUUCCGUGCCCACUCGGCGGCACCACAACAACCUUCCCCCAAGCCAGACCGGGCUCCAGCGACGGUCGCGCACUGACAGCAUGGCCAAAAAGUCCCCCAUGAGUAAAUUCACCUCCUGUCGGAUACGCACUGCCAGUGAGGGAGAUGGCACCAUGUCGCGCACCUUGCCUGUGAACGGGAGUCCCCUCAGCCCUGGUAUUCACCGGACCCUAUUAGGGAGCUCAAACACCAUCACAGCCCAGCACUGCCGGACAUUUGAAUCCUCUUCCCUCCAGCACAGUAAGUCCAUGUCCAUGCCUCUGUCCCACUCCCCACCCACAGCCACCCCCAGCCCUGUCAGCCUGUCCUCUUGCUCUGAAAGCAGUGCUCCUCGCCCCUCCAGCUGCAAUGCCUCUGUCUCUGGCUCCCCCAGUGAUGGCGGCUUCAUCUCCUGUGAUGAGUAUGGCUCCAGUCCUGCAGCCCUGUACCUCACUCGCCGCAGUAACACUCCAGAGUCCCUAAGGGCAGACACCCCCCCCUCCCGGGAUAGCAGUGACUUGCAUGGCUACAUAGUGAUGGAGAGGCAGAACCAGAACUGUUUCCGCCGGUUACCAGAGCUGGACAAGGCAUACCGGAAACGCACAUACUCCCUUACCACCCCGCCCCAGCACAGGGCGCCGCCCCAGGUCUCCUCCACCUCAUUGGAUGAAUACACGCUUAUGAGGGCCACCUAUACCAGUAGCGGCCAAUCGGGUCGCAGCUCUCACACCGCCUCCCCGAAAGUUACCUAUCCUGAGGACUAUGGCGAUGUCCAGAUAGGCUCCAACGGUCACCUAGGUGACUGUGGCUACAUGCCCAUGACUCCUGGCAUUGCCCCUCAGACAGGGUGGGUCAAAGGUGAUGCUUACAUGCCCAUGAGCCCCAUGUGUGUGUCGGCCCCCAAGCAGAUCAUCAACCCCCGCUCUCACCCCUCUCCAGCUGGGCUCUGCUCCCAUACCGACUCCCCUGGAAGCGUGUCUCUGGAGGACAGCGGCUACAUGAGAAUGUUCUGCGGGGCCAAGAUGUCUGUGGACAGCUCCGACGGUAAACUCACCAACGGGGAGUACCUCAACAUGUCCCCUGUGGACCCCGUGGUCUCCCUCACCCCCCCAGACUACAUCCUCACAGACACUACCCACCAGCUUUACCCUCACCACAGACAGCCUUACUCCAUCAGUUCCCUGCCCCGCUCUCUCAAAGCCCAGCCCCAGAGGAAGGGGAUUACAGACACAGACCAGUAUGUGGUGAUGAGUCUACAGAAGAAGAGGAUAGAGGAAGAGUCCAACUACUGUCCCAUCUCACCUGUCUGCUCCGCUACACCCCCCACCUCCACUCUCUCCUCAGCCCCCUCACCCCUCAGAGUCACUCAGGAGGGGGGUCUGGUCCACAAGGGGAGGGUGAGUCGGCCUACCCGGCUGGCCCUGGACUCUCUGAGGACGCUGCCCUGUAUGAUCGAACACCCUCUCCCCUCUGAGCCCAGGAGUCCCGGGGAGUACAUCAACAUCGACUUUGGCAACACUACACGCUACCCGCCCAUCUCCGCCACGACUGAGAGCUCUGGUUCAUCACUGGGCUCUGUGGACGGGCUGAUGAGGAGCUCACCGCCACUCUCCGAUUACGUCAACAUUGACGUCAGAUCGCACUCUCCCAAGCAUGGCGAUUCCCCUUCUUCAAUAGGGCGCCUGGAGCCGAGUCCUGCGCUUCCCUUGUGUCCCAGCCAGCCUCCCAGAGAAGAGCAGAGGGAGAGUGAGGAACAGGAUAAGAUAAUCGUUGUGGAAUAUCCUCUCCAAAAGCUUGCAAGCCCUGUAUACCUGGUUGGUGAUGUAAAAGACGACUACACUGAGAUGACCUUCAGUCCUACCAACCCCCCUCCCUCUGCCUCUCUCCCUGCCACCCUGUGCCCCUCCGAUACCACCACCCCCCUGCCCACCAGCCCCUCUGCCUGUGUCCAGAGACUCACCCUGAGGGGAGAGGGUACAGUGGGGGUCCCCCCGGUUCCUGUCGAGACCUUCUUCCUUGGGUGUCCGUCCCUCUCCAUCUCCCCUGUCAACCCAGACAGGGGGGCAAAGGUGAUCCGGGCCGACCCCCAGGGGCGCAGGCGCCACAGCUCAGAGACUUUCUCCUCCACCACCAUGGUAACGCCAGUGUGCCCGUCAUUCGCCCCCGAUGCCAACAAGCGGCACAGCUCGGCAUCGGUGGAGAACGUGUCGCGGUCGGUCCGGAGCUCGGAGGGUUCAGAUGAAGAGUACGGGAACAGCAACAGCCCCAUGUGCCGGGAGACGUCGGCAGGCUACCAGAAUGGACUCAACUACAUUGCCUUAAACCUGAUGGAAGGGAGCCUGGGGGGCUGCAGCACUCUGGGGGGCAGUGAGGGACUGCUGAGGUUCAAGGCAGCGUGCGGAUGCAAGGGGGGCAUGAACGGUUUUAACACCAGCCCCUAUGCCACCAUGGGCUUCAAGGAAACUGCAACAGCAGUGAAAGACUGAACACUGAUGUCACCGCCCCCUCUUACACCCCCUGUUCCUCGCUCCCUCUCUCUUGUUCGCCUGGCUGUGAAUGAGGGAUAAAGCUGCAGCCUAGUGACGAAGUCGCCACGCAGACAGCUGGACCAUGUGCUGCAGUAGACAACCUUUAACCUCCACCAUCCCCUCCCCAGGGGUCAACGGGACCACCAUCGUCACGGCAAUGUGGACACCCCCCCUUCCAAGCCUCCUAUCCUCCCCACAUUUGGCACCCAAAUAUUAAGGGUCCGUCGCUGCUGCUCUCUGAACAACUACAAACACUUAAAGGACUGUACUCAUCGAUGAUUAUCUAUGUACAUACAAAGUUACUUCUGCAAAAUAAUUAUUCUAAUUAUUCUUAUUAUUCCACUGGUUUUCGUUUGGCUGACAGGGCCAGUUACCCUCACUUUAAUAACCUGUGAACCAAACCUGGAGAUAUUCCACGCAUUCCCACUCACACACGUUAUAUAUACGUACACAUCACAUAUUUAUUUAUUUAUAUGUGUGCACUUUGUUGUGUAUAUGUGUUUGUGUGGAUGUGUACACUAAAUUUGUACUAAAAAGAGUUGGCAUUUUAUGAACAUAUUCAGUAUAUAACAAUGUACUAAGUUAACAGUUGCUUAAAAGCCUACCUCAGAACAAACCAGGUUAGUACUUAUUUACACACCAGAAGUAUACAAAACAUUAGAAACACCUGCUCUUUCCAUGACAUAGACUGACCCGUUUCAAUCCAGGUGAAAGCUAUGAUCCCUUAUUGAUGUCACUU